CUCAUAUUUUCACAUUAUAUUUAAGUUUUUUUAAUUUUAUUAUAGCAUUGGUAUGAUGAUUUAAAAAAAUAUAAAGGAUUUUUGUUAUUUGCUUUUUAUUAUAGCAGCAGGUUAAGAUUAUUGCAACCAGUUUUCGCAGCAUAUAUUUGGAUGUUCUUUCGGAUGUGGUUGCCACCUACACUGCAUUGCUUUUUCUGGUGCCUUAGUAAAUUCCUGUUUCUCUUGCUACACUGCAUUAUUGCAACCACAAACACAGUAUCUAAUGGCAGAGAGUGUAGUUACCUUUGUUUUCGAUCACCUAGCCCAGCUUGCGGCACGCGAAGCUAAUUUGCUGUAUGGCGUGGAGGACAGGGUCCAGUCCCUCCAGUACGAACUUCAAAUGAUGAAAGAGCUGCUCAGUAGCACAAAGAGCAAGAAGGGAAUGGAACAUACAGUGUUGAACCAAAUCAGAGAUGUGUCCCACUUAGCUGAGGAUGUCAUCGACACAUUCGUAGCCAAAGUUGCCAUUUACAAGAGGAGAUCCAUUCUCGGGAGGAUGCUCCGUGGCUUUGGCCAAGCGAGGUUGCUCCGCGACGUAGCCGAAAAAAUAGACAAGAUCAAAAACACUCUCAACGAAAUACGCGACAACAAGGACAAAUAUGAUGCUUUCAAAGAAAACAAUAAUCGAUCCGCCGCAGAAGAGGAGGAAGAGGAGAAAAGGGCGCAAUCAGUGCAGAAGCUAAGAAGAAAUGUGGAGGAAGAAGAUGUGGUUGGCUUUGUCCAAGACUCCAAGGAUGUCAUCAACCGACUCCUGGAAGGUAGUUUAAAUCGUAAAGCUUUGUCUAUCAUUGGCAUGGGGGGAUUGGGGAAGACCACUCUUGCCCGAAAGGUCUAUAACAACACCCAGGUGAAGAAACACUUCACGUGUCGCGCUUGGGUUUACGUGUCAAACGAAUGCAGAGUUAGGGAGAUUUUGCUUGGCCUUCAUAAGCAUUUGAUGCCAGAUUUUGAACAACAAAGCAGAAGCAGCAAGAAAGGUAAGAAAAGCAGUCGAGAUAAUAGUAGCUUGAGUGAGGAGGAGCUGAAGAUACUGGUGCGGAACGACUUGGAAGGGGAAAGGUAUCUUGUGGUGGUAGAUGACUUGUGGAAAAGGCAAGAUUGGGACGCAGUGCAAGAUGUUUUUCCGGACAACCACAGAGGCAGCAGAAUCUUGAUCACCAGUCGUUUGAAAGAGGUGGCCUUGCAUGCUGCCCAUGAUGUUCCUCACUAUCUUCGAUUCCUGAAUGAAGAAGAAAGUUGGGAGUUGUUUCGCAGGAAAGUGUUUAGGGCUGAAGACUACCCUUCUGAUUUAGAGGCUAUGGGAAAGCAGAUGGUUCAAAGUUGUCGUGGUUUGCCGCUCUCCAUCAUUGUCUUAGCAGGUCUACUAGCCAACAAGGAAAAAUCAUUUAGAGAAUGGUCUAAAGUGGUGGGUCAUGUUAAUUGGUAUCUCACUCAAGAUGAGACCCAAGUGAAGGAUAUAGUUCUCAAACUCAGCUACGACGACUUGCCAAGGAGAUUAAAACCGUGUUUCCUCUAUCUUGGAAUAUAUCCUGAAGACAUGGAAAUCCCUGUUAGGCCAUUAUUGCAAAAGUGGGUUGCCGAGGGUUUUAUACAAGAUACACGGAACAGAGAUUCAGAUGAUGUUGCGGAAGACUACUUAUAUGAGCUCAUGGAUCGUAGUUUGGUCCAAGUAGCUGAAGUGAAGACUAAUGGAGGUGUGAAGGUGUGUCACGUUCAUGAUCUUCUUCGAGAUCUUUGCAUAUCAGAGAGUAAAGAGGAGAAAGUUUUUGAGGUUUGUACAGAUAAUAACAUUCUAAUCCCAGUAAAUUCUCGUCGACUGUCCAUUCACAGUAACAUCAGUCACUACAUUUCUUCAAGCAACAAUGACCAUUCAUGUAUUCGUUCCCUGUUCUUCUUCGGCCCACGUUGCUAUGUUCACGAGAAGGAAUGGAAAUGUCUUUUGGAAGGUUUCAAAUUGGUUCGAGUGUUAGAGGUUGGACCAACCAAGUGUGAAAAGACCCCUUCCAAUUUAAGAGAGUUUAUCCACUUAAGGUACUUGAGAAUAGACUCAUGCUUUGUUGAAUUUAUUCCAUCUUCAAUACUUAACCUUUGGAAUCUGCAAACUAUAGACAUUGUUUCUGGGAGCUAUUCUCCAAUUUCUUUCCCUGUGCAAAUGUGGAAACUCAAAUAUUUAAGGCAUUUGAAUACAUCAAAGCCUAUCAAGUUGCGAGGCAAUUGUUCAGGAUCAGAUGAGAAGAUAUGGAAUCUUCAAACCAUCUCUGCCAUUUUACUCAAUAGACAAGCAACAACUCUGAUAAAGAAAGGAGCAUUCCCCAAUCUUAAGAGGAUAGGGUUGAAAGUGGAUUCUGCAUACAAAGCUGAAUUACCCAAAUUGUUGCAGAGCCUACAACAAUCAAGUCAUUUGAAUAAGUUGGUGAUUUCCCUCCAGCAUAGAUAUACGGGUGUUGAGGAAUGUGCUAAUGAGAGUGUGGAAACAUGCAACGGUUGCAAGCCACAAGAAUUGUUACAAAGCCUUGAGCAAUUCAAUAGUCUAACUGUGUUGAAGAUUGAGAAUGUUUUGGACCUUCUAACCUAUGCACUCACGUUUCCUCCAAACGUUACAGAGUUAACCUUCUCAAGGAUUAAGUGCAUUACUUAUGUGGGGAUGAAGUGUUUGGGAAAUCACACCAAACUAAAAAUUUUGAGACUUUUGGGAGAUGUAAUUUCUGUGGAUUCCUUUGACUUGAACUGUAUAGCAGGCAGCUUCCCACAACUGGAAGUGUUUGAUAUGGAACAUUUGAGAGUUGGAAAGUGGAAAUUAGGUAAUGGUGCAAUGCCGAGGCUUCAAAGACUGGUCAUCUACUAUUGUGAUUGGUUAGAUGAUCUCCCAAAUCAACUCUGGUCUUUGAGUCACUUGAGAAAAGUACAUAUAAUCAAUCCCUCUGAACAAAUCACACACAGACUACGAAAUUUGGAAAUAAACAAUGAGAUUCAACUCGUCCUUUGCGUAGAGGAUUACAAUGAAAAAGUUAGUAAAACUUUAAAGCAUUGGGAGAGAAGUAUUAUAUAAAACAGUUUGUAAUUUAUUUUAUUCAAUCCUAGCUGCUUCUGUGUUGAA
Messenger RNA from Vigna unguiculata (cowpea), 3136 nucleotides. RefSeq names its product disease resistance protein RPP13-like. NCBI's taxonomy places the organism in Eukaryota, Viridiplantae, Streptophyta, Magnoliopsida, Fabales, Fabaceae. Gene Ontology annotation, molecular function: ADP binding. The record is from RefSeq and is a predicted model, not a curated record. Gene Ontology annotation, biological process: defense response to other organism.